This is a messenger RNA of Xiphias gladius (swordfish), 7561 nucleotides long. RefSeq names its product integrin, beta 4 (gene itgb4). Gene Ontology annotation, biological process: cell adhesion mediated by integrin; cell migration; integrin-mediated signaling pathway. Gene Ontology annotation, cellular component: focal adhesion; integrin complex; membrane. Lineage: Eukaryota; Metazoa; Chordata; Actinopteri; Istiophoriformes; Xiphiidae. Bases 251 to 6232 code for a protein of 1993 amino acids. The transcript is spliced from 43 exons. Gene Ontology annotation, molecular function: integrin binding. The record is from RefSeq and is a predicted model, not a curated record.
UGAAACCUCCGUGGAGUCGCUCUUAGAGUUGAGGUCGACACCUCCUCGGGAUCCGCGUCCCUGCAGGUGUGUCCGUGAACGCCCCGCGAACCUUUCAGGUGAGCCCACGUGCCACACCCGAGGUACACCUUGUGCCGAACAGGCCGGAACUUCCCCGUCCAGCCCAGGUAGUCGAGCGGAUUUGACCUUGACCUAAAAGACGCCGUGCCACAUUAUGGCACCGUAAAGCCCUGUACGUACUAGGAAGGAGAUGGGGAGAUGGACGUUACAUCUCUCAGUGGGGCUUGGGCUUUUAGCCGUCCUGUUGACCUACUGUUUUGCUGAAGUGAACUACUGCUUGGCUGCCAAGGCCAAGAACUGCUCAGAAUGCUUGCAAGCUGGGAAAGGCUGCGUCUACUGUCCUGAUGAGACUUUUAAUGGCCCUCGCUGUGACCUGCGCGAGAAUAUCCUCGCCCAUGGCUGCAGUGCUGCUGCUGUAAUUACAGCUCAAAGCAGUAUGAACAUUGAAAAGACAGAAAAAAUCAACAUCAGCCUUCAGCAGUCUCAGGUGUUUCCAAAGCGGGUAAGCAUGACGCUUCUGCCUGGAGAGGAAAAAUAUCUGGACGUAGAGGUGUUCGCUCCAACCAAAGGCCCUCUGGAUCUUUAUAUUCUUAUGGACUUCUCCAACUCCAUGGCUGAUGAUUUGAACAACUUGAAGAGGAUGGGCAAAGAGCUGGCCUCAUUGGUGGAAAGGCUGUCAGAUGACUACACCAUUGGCUUUGGAAAGUUUGUGGACAAAGUGGUUGAGCCCCAGACUGAUAUGAGACCUGCCAAACUCGCACAGCCAUGGCCCGACAGUGACCCUCCUUUCUCUUUCCAAAAUGUCAUCAAGCUGACCAAAAACUUGGAUAUCUUCACCAGUGAGCUCCAGAAGGAGAGAAUAUCUGGCAACCUUGACGCUCCUGAGGGAGGGUUUGAUGCCAUAUUGCAGGCGGCAGUUUGUGGGGAUAAGAUCGGUUGGCGAAACCAUAGCACACAUCUCUUGGUGUUCUCCACUGAGUCAGCCUUCCACUACGAGGCCGACGGCGCUAAUGUGCUGUCGGGCAUCCUGCGGCGCAAUGACGAGAGUUGCCACCUGGACGCAGCAGGCAAAUACACAGAGGAUAUAAAUCAGGACUACCCUUCAAUACCCACACUGGUCCGUUUGCUGGGCAAACACAACAUCAUCCCCAUCUUCGCCGUCACCAACCACUCAUACACGUACUACCAGAAACUCAAGACGUAUUUCCCUAUUGCUGAGGUUGGUCUGCUGCAAGAAGAUUCAUCCAAUAUCCUGGAAGUCAUGGAGACGGCCUUUAAGAAUAUCCGAUCUAAGAUGAGCAUCCGUGCAGAGGAUAGACCCAAGGCUUUUGGGGCUAAGUUCAUGUCCACCAGUGGACAGAUUGCAGAAUAUGGAGCCUUUGAUUUCAAGCCUGGAGCAAUAGGCAAGUUCAAGGUGCACCUCAAAGCCCUGCAGAUGAUCGACAACAAGCCAGUCUGUCAGAUGAAACCGGAUGAAAAAGAGGGGACAAUGAGAAUCAAACCCACAACCUUUAACGAUGCGGUCAUGGUUCAGGCCUCGGUCUUUUGUCCGACCUGCAGUUGUGAGAAGAAUCCCAUCUUUAAAGCAGCCAGGUGCUAUGGCAAUGGAGACCUGGUGUGCGGGAAGUGCCGCUGUUCUGAUGGCUGGCUGAGUACAUUCUGUAACUGCUCAGCGAGUGUUUCAGCUCUGGAUACCAGCCAGUGCAUAGGUCCAGGUAUGACACAGCCUUGUUCGGGCCGCGGAGACUGCCUGGAUUGUGGAACCUGUGUGUGCUACAACCCAGAUCAGUUUGAGGGACCCUACUGUCAGUACGACAAGACCCAGUGUCAAAGAUACGGGGGCUUCCUCUGCAAUGACCGUGGUUCUUGUGUCAUGGGUCGGUGUGCAUGUACAGAAGGCUGGGAGGGAAAUGCCUGUGAGUGUCCCAAGAGCAACCAGACCUGUCUGGACAGCAAGGGGAGUGUCUGCAAUGGGCGAGGUAAAUGCGUGUGCGGUCGCUGUGAGUGUCCGAACUCGGGUAUCGAAAUGACUUCAACCUGUGAGCCAAAUUUCCAGGCCCAGCUGGGCGUAUGUGAAGCUACAAACAGUUGUGUCCAGUGUCAAGCCUGGAAGACAGGAAAGAAGAAGGAGAAAGAGGAGUGUGAUAAGUGCCCAUUCAAAAUUAUCAUGGUGGAUGAACUCAAGAAAUCGGAGGACGUGCUUGAUUCAUGCAAUUUCCGUGAUGAGGAGGACGACUGUACAUACUACUACACUGUUGAAAAUGCUAAAGAUCCGACAACUGGAGUCCUGGAGGUUCAAGUGCUCAAGAAGAAAGAUUGUCCCCCUGCUAGCCUCCUGUGGUUGCUCCCUCUCAUCUUGUUCCUCUUGUUACUGCUGGCACUUCUUCUGCUCUGCUGCUGGAAAUACUGCGCCUGCUGUAAAGACUGCUGGCAGAGCUGUCUUGCCCUGCUACCUUGCUGUAGGAGAGGUCGCAUGGUUGGCUUCAAGGAGGAUGAGUAUUUGCUCCGCCAGUCUCUGCUAACCUCUGACCAUCUGGAUACACCAAUGGUGAGGACUGGCCCACCAAAAGGAACUGAUGUUGUUCGCUGGAAGGUCACAGAUAAUGUACACCGAGGACCCAAUCACCCCCAGGCUCUGAUAAAGCCCAAUCCUAAAGAGACCAUCCAGUUCCCCAUCUCCCUCCGGCUAAACCGGUUGUUGUCUGACAACCUGUUUCACCCUGAAUCCAGAGACUCUGAGCAGCUCCGCAAGGAAGUGGCCGAUAACCUAAAUGAAGUGUACAAACCGAUUCCUGGGGCCCAGAAGGUGCAAAAGACCAAUUUCAGAAUGCAGAGAAAUGCUGGAAAAAGGCAGGACUACACCAUCAUGGAUACCGUCUUGUCAGCUCCUCGCAGCAGCUAUCCUGAUAUUGUCAAACUCACAGAGAAAAAUGUCCAGUCUGGAAACUUCCAUGACCUCAAAGUGGUGCCUGGCUACUACACUGUGGCCACAGACAGAGAGGCUGCGGGAGCCAUAGAGUUCCAAGAAGGUGUGGAGUCAGUAGACGUUCACGUGCCACUCUUUGUCAAGGAUGAAGACGAUGACAAGAAACAGCUUCAGGUGGAGGCAAUGGAUGUGCCACUGGGCAUUGCUGAGAUUGGAAAACGUUUGGUCAACAUCACCAUCAUCAAAGAGCAUGCUGCCAGUGUGUUCUCGUUCCUCCAGCCGGCCUACACCUACAGCAGGCAGGAUGGAGUGGCCAAUAUUCCAAUCAGCAGAGAGAUCAUUGAAGAUGGACGCACACAGGUCACCUACCGCACGAGGGACCUCACAGCCAAGGACAAGAAGGAUUAUGUGAAUGUGGAAGGAGACCUGACCUAUGGUCCUGGUGAGACCCAGAAGAUAGUUCCUGUUCGACUGCUGGAGCUGGGCGAGAAAGAUGGCCUCUUGGAAGACAAACAGGUCAAGCAGUUUGUCAUGGACCUCAGUAACCCACGGCAGGGCGCCAAGCUGGGACGCUACCCGAGAACUACUAUCACCAUUGCAGACCAACCAGAGCCCAGUGUGAUGAUGUUCAAAAAGGGCACCCAGAACUUCACCACAUCUGACACAACCUACACCAUCCCUGUGGUCCGCACUCGAAAUCAGGACAGCCCUGCCACAGUGAAAUGGCGCACCAAGAAGGCCCAGCGCUUCGAGCUCUCUGGCCCUGUGAAAUUUGGUCCUGGAGAGACAGAGAAGAACAUAGUGAUCGACCCAAAAGCCCAUCCUGGCCCAAUCCAGCCAGAGACCUUCCAACUGGAGCUGUUUGACCCAAGUAGUAAUGCUUCUAUUGGAGAGAGGAAGACCACGCAUGUCACUGUCACAGACGGAGUUCCCAAAUCUACUGAGACAAACCAGAUGCAGCUGAAGGACUUCAUCAGCCAGAAAGCCACCUCCCCUGGCGGGCAACUUCUCUCCCCAGCAAACCCUGCUGCCAAAGCAACUGGACCCAGAAGCAUUCACCUCAACUGGGACCCACCACUUGGUAACCCCAUGGGGUACAAGGUGAAGUAUUGGGUCUAUGGCGACCCAGAGAAAGAAGCCGAGGUCUUAGAUGUGAAGACUCCUCAAGCUGAGUUGACCAACUUGUACCCCUAUUGUGACUAUGAGAUGCGAGUGUGCGCAUACAAUGCGAUGGGAGAUGGCCACAAUACUGACAUUGUUGAAUGUCAAACCCUGGAGGAAGUGCCUGGUGAACCUGGACGUCUGGCCUUCAAUGUAAUCGGUCCAACUGUCACUCAGAUCAGCUGGGCAGAGCCUCCAGACGCAUAUGGCAAUAUUACGGCUUAUGAGGUCAUCUACACACCCAUCGAUGAUGAUCAAAAGCCAGUGGGCGGCGCAAAGAUAGUAAAGAUUGACAACCCCAAGAAACGAAUGCUGUUGAUAGAGAACCUCCAGAAUGCCCAAACCUACCAAUACAAGGUCCGUGCCAAGAACAGCAUAGGCUGGGGCAGCUUCAGAGAAGCUACCAUCAACCUGGCAUCACAGCCUACCAGACCUCUGUCCAUUCCCAUCAUUCCAGACAUCCCUAUUGUAGAUGCAGAGGCAGGAGACGAGUAUGACAGCUACUUGAUGUACAGCAAUGACGUGCUAAAGUCCCCUGGAAGCUCCAAGACACCCAGUGUCUCUGGUGAUGGCUGGAAAUAUGUCAAGUUGGUGGGGUCCAACCUAGAUCUCCGUAAGGUGUCGUGGAAAAAGCAGGUGGACAUCAUCUCCAGUCGGCUCAGCACAGACACAGAGACGAGCUCAGAUGAGGCCCCCUACCCCAGCUACGCUCAAACACCCCUGCCAGAUUACAUGAUGAAUGGGAAGUGGGACCAGAACUUCCCUUUCCCAGGGGGAUCAGUGACACGCAACUUUUCAACAUCGUCCUCUCCUAUGUCCACCCUGAGCUCAAACUACAGAGGAGCAGGCGGCUCCUUUACCACAGAAACAACCACCAGCUACAUGUCUGGAAGCUCUCGUAGACAGGAUGUGAUUGGAGGCGGAGUACAUAAAUCGGAAGUCAUCAUGAGGAAGCGCUCAGAGACCAGGGGUUAUACAGAUGAAAACAUUCGGGACUCUAUUGUCAUGGCAGAUGUGUCGAGCAAGUUUCCAGAUCAUGGUGGGUUCGGCUACAAUGGGAUGCAGAGCAGCUCUCAGAGCCAGUUCAGCUACAGCCUGUCUCAGGGUUCGAGGGCCAGGACCCAGUCUUCAGACGUCAACGAAGCCUUAUAUAAUCUGGACAGGGUGCUCCAGGAUGCACGACUCUCUCCUGGUGUCCCAGACACCCCUAGCAGACUGGUGUUUUCUGCUCUGGGUCCCACUGCCCUCAAAGUCAGCUGGCAGGAGCCCCAUUGUGAGAAAGACAUACUUGGCUACUGUGUCCUCUACCAGCUGCUCAAUGGAGGUGAUAUGAAGCAAAUCAAUGUGACAAACCCAGCAGAGAACUCUGUGAUCAUCCAGGACCUGCUGCCCAACCACUCCUACCUAUUUAAGGUGAAGGCUCAGAGCCAGGAGGGCUGGGGUCCAGAAAGAGAAGGAGUCAUCACCAUCGAGUCUCCUGUUGAUCCCAACUGUCCCCUCAGCCCGAUGCCAGGCUCGCCAUUUACUCUGAGCACUCCCAGUGCUCCAGGCCCCCUGGUCUUCACUGCUCUGAGCCCUGAUUCCCUGCAACUGAGCUGGGAGAAACCUCGCAAACCUAACGGAGACAUCCUGGGCUAUGUGGUCACGUGCGAGCAGCUGCAUGGUGGAGGCGACGUGCGUUCCUUCCAGGUGAACGGUAACGACGCUGAGACCAGUCUGACUGUCCCAAACCUGACUGAGAACGUUCCAUACAAGUUUAAAGUUCAGGCUCGAACUACACAGGGCUUCGGUCCAGAGAGGGAGGGUAUCAUCACCAUCGAGUCUCAAGAUGGAAGUGCGUUGUCUCAGUACAAUAGCCAAUCAAUGGCAAGGAGGGAGGUUUUCCACAUGCCAACAGAAGUCAGUACACGAACCAACGUCUCACACACCAUGCUCAACGACCCCUACUUCUCAGAAGGGAUGAUGAUGACCACACAGCACACAGAGACCAGCGGCAUGGUGACCCAUCAAAUCACUAAGGAAGUGGUCCAGAGGAGUGUCAUGGGAGGAGCCACUGUCACAAAGAAGAUGUUUUAUGAAUCUUAAGAUUUUAUUUAACCAUGGCCAAAUUAUCACCCAGUGGUCCAACACGAUGAGGAAUCAUUUCUGAGAUUCUCUCUCACACAAUCAGUGUAUAUUUUAAAAUAUGUGUGUGGGUGUGAGAUUCAGUGACCAAAAAAAGAUUUCAUGUAAUAAAUAAAUGGAGAGGAGGCCGUUCUUUCAUGUCUGUUACAAACUGUAGCCGCCAUCUUCCAUAGAUGAGGUUCAUUUGAACAUUUCCAUGACUUUCACUGUUGCUUCUGAUGUUUUUUGUUCCAGUUUCUUUUGCAGUAGGGAAAUUGUUUUGUGUGAGAAUCCACUCCCUCUGUCGGUUCAGAUCUGGUAACACACACUGGGGCUUUAAACAGGCCAGCACGUUUCAGUAAUCUAACUGUGGUUCAGUAAUCCAAAGUGACCUUUUCCCCUGUCUCCUGUCCUCUGUAAGAGAUGCUUUGUCUGUGUGAUGUGUUUUGACUAUUUCAGGUUCAACUCACCAAAUUUCAACCCAUGUUUUGACUGAAAAACUUCUGUCUUUUUGAGAUGCGCCUGUUUGCAAGAGGGACUGGUUGGAAUUUGUUGUGGAUGCUUUAUAAGGUUCAUUUUCAUUCAAGUGGUCCUAUCCUGAGUGAUCGAGAGCAUCAAAGUGUUGCAUUUGGGACUUUUGUUCAUAGAUUUAUAUUAUAUUUAAGCCUGAUAAAGUUUUUCCCAAGCAUAUUUAAUACUUUUUAAGAUUUUACUUAAGCAGACUGAUGUUGAGUUCAAUGCCAAAUAUAGAGAUAUUUCUGCAAAGACAGGUUAGUGCUUGGGUUGCUGAUUUAUAAUUGCAUUUUCUACUGACAAGCAAGGGGCAUCAUUAUGAUCUCAGAACUCUGAGAUGUAACAUGGUUUUGCAUUUCAGAUGUUUUAUACUUAAAAAUGUGGUAUACACUGCUUCCAGUUGAUCAUUUCAUGUGUUUCUUUACUCUGCAAGGCCAUUGUAUUUUAAAUUUUGAGUAGAUUAACAUUUCAACAAUGAGAUCUUGGUCUUUAAGAGAAAAGGUAUGUAAAGACGGAGAUUGUAUUUGCUUAAAUGCAACUCCUACUGUAUUUUGGCUUCACAUUUUGCUAAAAAUAAUUUUUUAAAACAUAUUUUGAGAGGACAUUUUUGAUAGUAAAUGCAGAUACAGAUAAGUGGAUCAACUUUACACCCAAAACAGACUCAGUAAAGUAUUCAUGUACUUUUGAUCAACAUGUAUCACUUAUGUUUAAGAAGUUGAUCUUACUUUUUUGCAUUGUUUUUUUUAAUGUUUUUAUGUAUUUCUAUUGCACUUAAGAGGGAUUUGAAAUUAAAAGAUU